AUGCCUCCACCAAGACGCCGCACAGCGCGUAGGGAACUUGAUCCUUGUAUGAGGGCUCGAAUAUGCGAGCUUCAUAUAGAGGUACAUUGGGGUUAUAAACGGAUACACAGGGCGCACCUAGAAAUCCCUAUGACAACUAUUCGGAAUACAAUCAAGAAGGAGCAAGAGCGUAUAAAUCAACGUUCAAAAACUCGUUCCGGAGCCCCAGCGAAGUUAACGGACGAGGAUAAACAGAAGCUUAUUGAUUUGACAAUUCAAAAUCCCCAUAUAAAAUAUGAGGAGCUUCGGAAUGCGGUUGAUAACAAAGUUACUAUUCGCACUAUACAAAACAUGUUUCAACAAAUCCAUAAAAGGAAAUGGAAGCAGCCUCUAAGAUAUGAGACUUAUACACCGCAUGAAUGGCAGCGUAUCCUUUGGAGCGAUGAAUGUACGGUUGAGCGCGGUAAAGGGGAUCAAUUAAUAUGGACGUGGCAUUCCUUAAGUGAACAACUCCAGGAGCAUGACAUACGUGAGAUACGCACUGGGAAGAGCAUUAAAAAGAUGUUCUGGGGGGCAUUCAAAUUUGAUCAACGGAGUCCAUUGGUGUCAUUAACCUCAGAUGGCUCAUCAGCUGGCGGAGGUAUCACUGUAACCGUUAUAAGGCAACUUUAUAUGGAACAGCUUCCCGAGUUACUUGGCGAUGGUGAUAUCUUUAUGCAGGAUAAUGCACCUGUGCACCGAGCGCAUAUUAUACGGAAUCUUUUACAAGAACUAGGGCUCAAUAUUAUGGAAUGGCCUCCAUAUUCCCCAGAUCUUUAUCCUAUUGAGAACAUUUGGGCGAUCAUGAAAACGAUUAUAGUUAAUGAUCAUCCUGAGCUACAAAAUGCGCCGGAUAACGAUCAGACGUUAUAUUCACUUAUACAGGCUGCGAAAGAAGCAUGGGAGUCAAUUGAAGCACGUGUAUUGAGGAGUUUGAGCAACACCAUGCCAAAUAGGGUACGUGCAGUUAUAGAGGCGGAUGGCUGGUAUACGAAAUAUUAG
Messenger RNA from Talaromyces stipitatus ATCC 10500, 1020 nucleotides. Its product is annotated as transposable element tc3 transposase, putative. The record is from RefSeq and is a predicted model, not a curated record. Gene Ontology annotation, molecular function: nucleic acid binding. NCBI's taxonomy places the organism in Eukaryota, Fungi, Ascomycota, Eurotiomycetes, Eurotiales, Trichocomaceae. The coding region runs from base 1 to 1020 and encodes 339 amino acids. The transcript has 2 exons.